AUGGCCCAUCAUGACCCCGAGCGUGUUGCCCGAAUCAUGCUAGCAUGGCACUCACUCGAACUCGUCACUUGCGCCUCCCUGCAGACCCUAUGGGCAGGGUAUGGCCAGAUCUGUGCCAUCACCUCCCGGGCAACUACCACUGCAGCAGCAGAGAAUUUAAGCAAACUGUGCGGUGUAGAGCACGGGAAUGCUGGAUCAACUUUUCCUUUGAUUUUGAAACUUAUCUCACCACCGAGAAAAAGCAACAGCAAUGCCGAUGAGGGUCAUCUGCGAAAGAUGCUGAGCUAUGAAGUAGAGCAAUACUUUUAUAGUAAUGUGGUCCCGCUUCUAGACGAAGAUAUUGGUAUUGCGCAAUGUCUUACCUCGACGCGGGGCGUGGAUGGUCGAAAGGACGAAGACCAGUUGAAAGGUCUCAUGGCCACCAUCAUGGUAGAUCUGCGGCCGAAAUACCCCGUUGCGGGCGAAAAGAGGAGUGUCCUGAGUCAUACCCAGGUGUGCGGAGCUUUGGACUGGCUGGCUAGAUUUCACAGCCGGUCAAGGAGUUUGCUGCCGAAGAGUCUUGAAAGUUGUGUACUGCCACCCUUGGAAGAAUCAAAAAGGAGAAAAAGUGCAGAUACUGUUGGAGCUGGGCUCUGGCUCAAUGGGGGUUAUACAUAUCUUGCAACGAGGCGAAAAGAGUACGCGUCCCUUGUCGAGGAUGACUCCGAGUGGACAGAUGCCAUGUGCAGAGCGCCAGAAGGCUCUUCCCUCUCUGUUGCCGAGAUGGCUGCUCUGGUAUUGACACCUCGUGGGAGAUCUGUCGAAUCAUAUAUCCACGGCGACGUGAAGUCAGAGAACCUGUUCACGAAUGAAACUGGGGACCAAGUGGCAUUCUUCGACUUCCAGUAUGUUGGGGUUGGACUGGGUGUUUGUGAUCUUGCCAAACUCUUCACCUGCUCGGUCCCAUUGAAUUUGCUCACUGAUGAAUCUGGUCUACCGGAAGAACUAGCAAUGUGCGAAGGAGAAAGGCGACUGUUAGAGCGAUACCGUAAAAGUCUCCAGGACCAGGAAUACGACUGGGUGACGUUCACUCGACACUGGGAGACGGCUCUUGUCGACUGGUGCAGAUUCCAAGCUUCGUGGGGAUUCUGGGGUAAUACUGAGUGGCUGGAGGCUCGUGUGAGAUCAAUUCUGGCCAAUCAAUCGUGGAGGGAAUGGCUAUAUCAGCAAGUAUGCGAUGGGAAUGUUCCGUGCAAGGCGUGCAUUUCAAAUAAACGCGACUGUCAACAAAAUGGAACUGAUAUGAGGGGAAGGUGGCGGGAAGCUGACCGGGAAAAGACAAAUAAAAGAGUACAAAACUCCAAAAUUGGAGAAGCUCGAGAUGAGCAAGAUCUCAAUAGCUCACAUUCCUCGAGAUCAUAUCCCAAGGGCCACGAGAAGGAUUUCCAUGCAACUCGAAGCGGACAAAAGAGCGUUGCAGAUGAAAGCAUAACGCCUUUCUCCGGUGAAACAUCACUGACGCACAACAUCACCGUCGUCGAAGGCAGACUAGAGCAGAUGGGCGUGAGAUAUCCGAGACUGCGAUCUGAGUCCCCCCAUCAAUCCUUCUCAUCGCGUUUUACACCGUCGCCGCCAGCAUCUCCUAAAGAGGUUCCACGUCAGCAAUCUAAGAGACACUUACUAUUCCAGGUUCUCGAUUCCCACAAAAUCGUACCCGAUCGGGCACAGUGGGACCGUGUCAUGAAUACAUUCUGUGAUGAGGUUCUGAUUUUGGUUCCUUUCUUGCAUCUGCCCUCGGUAUGGGAGGCAUACGAAAGUAUGUGGGACGACAAACUUGUUACCCCUUCAGUGCCUGGCUCCCCUCGUGCAGAGUGGAGAUUCACGUCCUCGUAUGUUCUACUGUGUCUGGCGAAUGGGACAUGUGUUGAAUCUUCACGAGUGAAUGACCAAGAGGUGCAGUACUCCGCUGGUUGGAGUUUGUAUCGAGCGGCGAGAGACAUAUUCGGAGAUCUUUUGGAUGUUUUUGGUCAGUGCACUAAUCAGAUACUCUUACUCCAAAACAUCAUUUUGAUGGUUAUCUACCUGUUUCGACUUGAUGCACACGGACCGGCUGAAAAGCUCCUGGCUCUUGCGAUAUCCCAUUCACAUCACAUCGGGCUCCAACGCCGCCAAGUUGUCGAGUCUAUGAACAAAUUCGAUGGCGAAAUGGCUCGUCGCCUGUGGUGGUGCACAUAUCUCAUGGACAGAAGACUGGCAAUUGAGACUGGCCGUCCAUUCCUCAUCCAGGACUUGAAUGUUGACAUAGGCCUUCCUCAAGGGAUGAGCGAUGAAUUACUUUCCAAAUACCGAGGAGUUGCGCACUCUUCGGAACCAGAUGACUUUGAUACUGGGUCCUCUCCCACCACAGUACCUUAUCUCAUUGCUAUGGUUAGCUACUCGAGAGUGAUAGGCAAAGUCUGGGAGGCACUGUACGGCGCUUCGACCUCAGAUUCGACCCCCAGUCCGCUUCUCAAAGAAUACCUGGAGCUCCUCGCAACGCAAUCCCAAGGUGAUCUACAGCCGGAAUUUACAUAUGACCCACAGAGUCCUGGGAGUUAUAAAGCAAAUGGAUUGGCAUGGUGGCAGAUCAAACAACAAUUGAUGAUGAGAAUUGUAAGAACCAUCGCGAGCUCUUGUGUUAAAACCUUUGAAUAUUUGCUAACUGCCAUGCAGCGGUGGUCUUCAUUAUACCUUCUCAUUAGAAAGCCGAUGCUUCACAAUAAAGGAAACCCAUCGUUGUCCGCACCGGAAACAAUGGAGAACGAAGUUGUCUGCAUGCGGCUGGCACAGAGUACUAUAAAAGACUUCACUAAUAUACCAGAAGACCACCCAAAGUACACAUUCCCAUUCCUUCACUAUCUCACAAGUGCGAUCAUAACUGCCCUCGGAUUGAUCAUCAAGCAAACCUCUUUCAAGAACACAUACGGGGACUUAACACUGGAAGCUGCGCGGUCCCUGAAAAAGCACUGCCGAAGGACCUGGGUGUCAGGAAAAAUGGCCCGAGCUGUCUGGAAAUUGAAUCAAAUGGCAGAAGCAAUCCUGAAUCCCAGCACCCGUUCACAUGAAACCCCAGGAAACCGCAAUCAGAACUUACCAACCGCGCCAACUGUUGAUUCGCCAUAUCUGAACAAUGUGCCCCGUUCUAAAACAUCUCAGCAGGAUGUUCGGAGCGCGCAAAAUCAAAUAUUUUCAGAUGCAACCCAUGUGUGCCAUCAAAUGCAAACCAGUCAGUCUGUUCCCUUGGGACACGAUCAUUUUAUAUCAACAGAUCACCUUUCAACGUCUUUUCUUCACCAGGGACCACGCUCUAGCGUCGCAGCCGGAAUAUCACAUAACAUGGAAACAGGAGGUGUGUCCAGUAUCCCGGUUGACGACAGCCCCAACGUAUGGAGUAUUCCAUCGGCCCAAUUGCCUAUCCUGGGAGCAGAUGUGGUGGGAUCAGAUGCAAAUGCCUGGUUCCCUGGAGAAAUUAUAGAUGGUGGGAUGGAAUGGUUGCAAGGAUUGUAUGCAAGCGAUUUGGAUUCCCAUGUUCCGUUGGAUAUGCACUGGUAG
This is a messenger RNA of Penicillium salamii, 3570 nucleotides long. NCBI's taxonomy places the organism in Eukaryota, Fungi, Ascomycota, Eurotiomycetes, Eurotiales, Aspergillaceae. The record is from the annotation of a GenBank genome assembly.